CAGUCAUGAUGUAGAGUACGGAAUACAUUUCAUGGAUCCUUUUGAAACAGUUGGGAAUUUCAUGAUGCCGACUUAGCAAAUCGCAACAAUGAAUGAGAAGAGGCAUCGGAGGAUCCUCCCUCACCACUCGUCAGGGAGUGGCCACACCUUUGCCUCACCGCGACAAUCAAGCAUCAAGGACCCCAUCCUUUCUAAGCGGGUGUGCUUCUACAAGAGUGGAGAUCCUCAGUUCAACGGCCUACCCAUGGUCAUCAACAACCGCACCUUUAAAACCUUUGAUGCGCUCCUGGACAGCCUCUCUAAAAAAGUUCCCCUGCCAUUUGGCGUCAGGAACAUCACAACACCUCAGGGGGUUCACGCCAUUAAUACGUUGGAUGAACUGGAGGAUGGAAAGUCGUACAUCUGCUCGGACACGCGAAAGGUCAAACCGAUCAAUCUGGCGAAGGCCCGGAAGAAGCUGCCACCCUGGUACCACGCCAGGCCUGUCAGUUCCCGGCGCCGGACAGUGCAGCAGGCCAGGCACUUCCCCGGCCGCAGCAUCCACAAGCAGGAGCCAGUGGUCGUGCGAACGCCAAAGAAGCUGCUGGUUUUUCAGAACGGAGACCCAUCAGUGAAACACACCGUGGUGCUACACAAGAGGAGUUCGCCCAAUUUUGAGUCUAUUCUGGAAUAUGUUUCAGAGCUGAUGCAGUUUCACGUGGUGAAACUACACACACCUGAUGGCAGACGUGUCGACGGUCUUCCGGGCUUGAUAAUGUGUUCUGGGACUGUAGUGGCUGCAGGCAGGGAGCCUUUCAAAUCUGCAAACUACAAUACACAGAAAUCCCCAGCUUCGACACAACUUCCUACCAAACGAGCGGGUCUGAGGAGACUGAAGUUGUUAAAACGUAAAAAGAAGUCCCUUUCACAUUCGUCAAAGUCAAGAAAAUUCUCCCCAUCAUCUGAACAGUACAUCGUGAAUCAAAUCCAUGACUCCAUGGCAGAGAGUUCGUGGGAUGACCACCUGCCCAACAACCCUGCAAACUCUGACGACUUUGAGUCGAGCCACAUACUGCAGUCAAUAGCAGAAUCUGAGGGCAGCACCUGUCUGGGCGAUGGACCCGAGGGGCAGGGCGUCGUCCUUCCUACUGAGGACGACAUCGAGAAAUCUUUUUGUGUCAAUCAGGAUGGCAGCAUGACAGUUGAGAUGAGGGUACGCCUCACUAUUAAAGAGGAAGAAACCGUCCGCUGGACGACUACCGUCUCGCGAUCAAGUGUAGCCAAUCAGCUUAAUGCGAGCUGUUUGGCAGAGGCUGAAGCAGAGCAGGAAAUCUGCUCAUCUAAUUCAGAAGCACUGGAUUUACAAAGCUCUACAUCCUCUAUUGACAACUUCAACAUGGACAAAAUUAAACACGGCAAUGAUAAGGAUUUCCCAUACGUGGGCAACAGUAUCAGUGAGAAGAGUAAUGAGGACGGUGUGGUUGGCUCUUACUCCUACAAUGAACAGAUAGAAAAUGGAGCCGUAACAGAGCAGUACUGUUUGGUCAAACAGAGCACCACUAGACCAGUACCUAAACCCAGAAGACUUAGUUCUCUGGAUGCAAGUAAUGUACAAAGCAGGAAUAUAUCUACAUUCAAAUCAGCUGGGAUGACCGAGAUCCUACAGGUUGGAUCCAGCGGGGAGGAGGUUACUGAAACGGUCUUGCACAUAUAUGAACAGCAGACAUGCCAGGAUAAUUUCCUAGCUAAUAUGUGUGCACAACACAUGUCAGCUGCUAGGAUACCCUUUGGUAGACCUGCAACUUCAGAAACAGGAAAAAAUGACUUUGAACCUGAUCCGUGGAGACCUUCAACUGCAUCCGAGUCCAUUAGCAUCUGGAGAACUGAGAAGACAUCAGUACCAUCUGAUUUAACCUUGUCAUCAAUGAUGACAAAUCAGCAGCAACAGUUCACUAAAGGCAAAGACAAGCCUGAACAAAGCCAGGUCAGUAAGGGCAAGAGGUUAUCACCGAAACCCAGAGUGAUCAACAAACGUGUUCGCCGACUAUUAACACCAGUAAAAAGGCGAAAAGGGAAUUCUGCAGAAGAAAUACGUACCAAAGUGAAAACCUUCUCAAGUGCCGAGCACAUAAAUAGAAUAUAUGGGAAUAAAUCAAAACGCAAAAUGAAACCCAAAAAGAAACCAACACAAAUCGGUAACAAUGGUGUUACAAAACAGAACUUGCAGCCAUUGGAUGACAAAACAAAAAGUACUCUCAAAAACCUAAACAUACCAUCACCACUGACAGAAAAUGCAAGUGAGACAGCCUCUUUAGAAACAAACAGGCUGAAUGUUUCUUCUAACAAUGUGAGCCAGCUGAGGGGAACACUAGUACGGCAGACAUCACUGCAUCAGGGUGAAAAUAAGUCAGGUGAUAUUAACAAAAGCCCAGGGCUGCCUCACUCCUCUAGCUCCAUUACUAAUGAAUAUGUACAGAAAUGGCUGGAGAAAACCCACUUCAACCCUACUUUCUACCCAGAUGUGGAAAAUAAAACAUUAGAGGCAGCUAUUCUUGCACAAAAGGAAAAUAGCAGUUGUGAGAAGUCAGAACAUAACCAUGGGUUGAUCACUGCUGCAGAGGAAGGCAAGUGUCUCGUAGAGGAAUCUGUAAUACAACCAUGCCAAAGUUCUGAAUUUGAUCCAAUGUUCAAGAACUAUUUGAGAUCCUCUGUUAGACAAAGAAUUCUGCAUUUUGAAAACAAAUCAAAUCAUUCACAAGAGAGAGCUGCAGGGACCCAGCCAGAGGAAAUUGCUCUUGGUCAUGCUACCACUGCAAACACAGAAAAUCACACCAGUGUAGCUCAAAAUGAUACAGAGGAAAUAAAAGCCUGCUUGAAUGAUACCGGUUAUGAAAUUAGUCCAGAAAUGUCGUCAGGCACUACAAUGGAAAAUAAAUCAAGUCCAGUCAAAUCUGCUUCAAAUAUUCUAAUGGACCAACUUCUGUUACCACCACCACCUGCUGAGAUAGCAGAGCUAUCAAACACUGAACAUUGCACGAUGGAUGUGUCUUCAGUGGUUAGCAGCCCGUUUUACAGGCUUUCAUCGGUGAGCAGUCAAAUGUCAGAACAUCAGCCAUUAUCCAUCAGUUCUACAUCUGUCAAAGCCAUAUCACCUGAUGACCACACAAUGGAAACAAACACAUCACAGGAAGAAGCAACAUUAUCACGAACACCAUCAAUCAAAAGGGCCCUAUUGGCCAGCGAUCAAUCUUUUGAAAGAAAAAUGUCUCUCAGAAAGGCUUCUCUACAAAGAUAUACCGUAGGUUCUGAUACCAAAGAUGUAACUCCCAUCAACGCAGUAGGCGAUGAUGCCAAUGUGCUGCCAAAUGGUAUCAGUUCAGGGACUCUCUUGUUGAAAUGCAACCCCACAUGUUGUACUUCUGCAUCUCCAAGAAGUAUAACAUCUGGAGAGAGAAUGUCCUCUGUCAACAUUUUAUCAAGUGACGAUCCAACACUAGGUGAUAUUCCAUCUACAAAAACAAAAAAUACUAAAACACAGACUCAGAAAGAAGCAUCAUCACCUAAACCACAAGGGAAAAAGGUAAUGAGUAGUCCAUCUCAAAAAAGAAAACCCCAAAGUGAUAAAACAGCCUCUGAACUUGCCAUUGACUCAAAAAGGCCAUUACAUAACCAGCACUCUGAUAAAAUUAUGUCAAAAAAUGUCGGAAGGCAAACACAUGCAACACCCACUAAAGAGAAAAGGAAGACGCUAUAUGAAGAUAAAAUGCAAAAGAGACCAUCUCCAUAUUCUCAGUCCCUGGACAUGACAUCACCUCCUGUCCGACCCAAGUCAACUACAAUUAUGCUUUCCAGAAAGGUUUCGUCAGACAAUGCAUCAGAAUCUGAGAAUAGCACAAAGAGGAAAACAUCAUCACAAAGAAAACACCAAGUAACACAGACGGACAAAUGUGCGAUCACAGAUGAAGACAAAUCUGUACCACAGACACAGAUAAUGCCACAGCAAUUUAAAAUCACAAACCAGCCAAACAUGAAACCUGUGCUGGACAAGAUUUGCUACUCAAUAAAGUCAAUCAGACAAAUCAUACAAAACAAACGUCCAUCCUGUUUGGAAAAGUCUAACAGCCUGCCUGACUUCUCCGCUCAUGUAGCCUCUACAUUUGGCUCAUCAUCUAAAGCUCUCCUUGCAUUUUUGUGCAUCACGACUCUAAAAGAAGGCAAGACCAACUUUAAUAAGGAUGAUCCAAGUCUAAGCAAUGUCAGCUGUGCUGAUGCAUUGAAAAUGAUUGAGUGUCUGAGAGAAAUAGCCAGCAUUGAAGAUUCCCACAAGUUAAGAGAUAGUUUGUCACAUUUAAAGCAAUCCACUUCGAAGCAGCUCCUGCAAAGUUGGAAGGGCUUUCAGGAACUUAGUGAUAAAUGUAAGAGUCGCAGCAGCUCAGAGGAAGGUCACAUCAUAGCAGCUAGUCCAAAAAAUGACUAUGACAUUGAAGAAAAUGUUAUCAAUCAGAUUAUUGAUAGCCUCGACAUACCUGAGAAGCUCAAGGACGAAUUAGCUUUACUUUCAGAAGUCAAAACUCAGAGUGACGAGGAAAUGAAUGUCGAUGUGCCGUCCAUCAUUGAAAAAUGUGCAAACAUAAAUCAGCCAAACAAAUCAGAUGAGAAUAGUCAGUUAAGGCAGAGUGAUGUGGCCAGAAGUCCACCAAUUGGAGAAGAUCAGAAUAACAGGCAGCUUUAUGAUGCAGAGAACAGGGAGUCCUUCAGUUCAUGUAAAGAAGAAAAUGUGGGUGAGAAAAACCAGCAGGAACAUGAAUCAGGUCGAGACACGACAAACAAAAAUGGAGAAGUCAGCUGCAAGAGAGACCUUGAAAAUCCUGAGGUGGAGCGUAGGCAGCUCAAGAUGCAGAGUGAAGAUUUCCCCACUGAGGAUGAGGAGGGGAAGAACUUUUCAAGUGCUACUAAAGACGUAGAGAGCAGUAAGAAAAGUAUGUACGGCUCAGAAAUACUUGAGGAGCAUAGUUCAGAAGAGGAGCGAGUCAAAGGUGAGGAGAUAAAACAAGAGAGAGAUGAAGACUCGUCUUACAGUGACAGUCACUCUCAGGAGGAAGAGAACAAGCAGCUGUGCUCUGAUGACUAUGAAGAGCUGAAUGUUGGCAGGAGGGACAGAAUCUUCAGUCCAGAUAGUGCAAACCUAUCUCUAUCAGAGGAGGAAACACAAGAAGUGAAUUGUAAGACGCUGUGUGAGAAAGAACCAACAAGUCAAAAACCACAAUUAAAUGUCAGGGUUGAUCAAAGCACAGGUAACUCAGAUGUGGAAGAGCCAAAUUAUUCAGAGGACGAACAGUCAGAGUUUGAAUGUGAGGAAAGAGAGGUUAGAAUUGAGGAAAGUUUGCCUGGCACUGAGGGAGAAGAGAGCAUCAGCGAGGAGGAAUGUCUUCAACGUCGGUCAGAUCUUGAGGAAGCUAUGGUAACAAGUAAAAAGCUUAAAGCUUUGAUUGAAGAGGCUGAGGAGGACAAGGUUCAUUCAGAGGAUGAGAAACAUUGUACUGACAAAGUACAAAUCUGUGACACAAAAACAGUCAAGCCUGUAAAUGGAGAUCAAAGCAAUAUCAAUGAAAAACAGGAUUCAUAUAACAAAAAGGACAGUUUAGCUAGACAUUAUAGAUGUAAUGUCAAUGAGGACAGUGGAAAUGAUCACUGUAGUUACGAAGAGCAAGUAGAUAUCGAGCAGAAAAUGACCUCAGAUAAGCAAAUCAGGAGCUUGGCUGAGGAGGAUUUAAGCUACUAUGAGAAAGAGUCAAGCUCAAAGACGAAAGAUGCCAAUAUGGACAGAGACAUGAGGCAAAGCUAUAAAGAAUAUCAGGAAACUCCUGUAUUACAGACAAAGUUUGAAGUUAAAAUAUGUGAUGACAUAAAAAAAGUCAACCAUCACCCGGAUGAAAUAAUAUGCCAGUCUGUUGCAGAGAGGGUGAGUCUUCUAGAAAAGCAAGUUGCAAAUGGAGGGAGGAAAGAAAAAGUUCCAGAGAGUUCUGCGAUCAGACGUUUAUCUCAAAGAAAUGAGAUGGAGUCCGAUGUUGGGGACUCGUCCUCUGAAUCUCCCACAUCUCAGUCGACUCUCUGCACCCGAUCAGCUCCUCAGUCGUCGUUAUCUUUCAGCUAUGACUCCAGUGGAGUUAUAACCAGUGAGCCUGAAGGCAACAGGGUCAGAUCCAUCAGGGAAAUGUUCUUAGCAAAGAGUGCCACAGACAUUCAGCAAGGACACAGACGAUUCCAGAGCCCAAAGGAGUUGAGGACAGACACUUCAGUUAGUGGCGGCUAUCAGUCUCAGACUUCGACUGAGCUGUCCAGCUGUGAAGAUGAUUCACCACGGAAAUCUAUCACCAAAGGGUUUGUGAGGAGAACAAUUGAAAGGCUGUAUGGCAAGAAAGAUGCUGAUCCUGAUGAGGAGGCAAAUGAAAGACCACCAUCCGCACCAAAGCAGAAAAAGAAUGAACAUUCAAGCAUCUUCUCUCCCUUCCACACAGCACGGUCAAAGAAAACGUCUGACUUGUCUUACUUCAGUUCCACAAAUGCAUUCGACACAUUAACUGAAGCGACACGAUGCGUUUCUUUUAACACACAAGUUGCACCCGAAGACGACAAUGAACGGUGGCUCCUCAGAGAGAACAUGCUGAUCAGAAAAUCAGUUUCAGACCCAGUGGGAAUAAAUACAGCAUUUAUAAACUCUCCUCAGGACGUGGACAUGAGUGAGGAUACAGAGCAAAAUGUGCAAAUGCCCCAGUCCAGUACACAGUCUCAACAUAGAGACAAGGAAAAGUCACUUUCAAAGAAGUGCACCUACUUCUCUUUGCCACAUGCUAGUGACUCGGACGCGUGUCAGGACGACCCGGGUACAUGUAGCAGGAGCGGUGUGAACGGUGACAGCAUCAUGGACACAAAAGACAACUCAGAGGACAUUAAAGUGUGUGCAGAGAAGAAUGGCAAGCUGCCUCAAGGUGUUGGUGUCUCUGAUUUUAAAAUGAGGGACAAUAAAGUUCACCCACUGGUCGAGGUUCCCUCUGAUGGUGAAGUUGUAGUGGUGCAGCCUGGGAAAGGUCAAGGUGUCAUGAACAGGCGGCCCCAGGAGCCUGAUAUGUUGGAUUUACUGUAUAACUUUUGUGGUCAGCACUGUCCCAUCCUGUGAGGACAUUUCUUUACUGUUUAUACAAAGUGUACAUUGUUAGGCUACAGUAUUUGAACUUAUUUUUGGUGCCUACAGUUUGAUGUUGCCAUAGCCUUGGCAUAAAACACUAUCAUAUGUCAACUCUGUUGAGCUAACUGCUGAAGGCAUCACAUUGUGCGACACAAGCCAAAUGGCUUAAAUUUUAUUCGUGUUUGACCGUGUACGUCGCGAGCCUGCGAUACAAUUUGUUAGUUCAUGCUCUUUGUUCGGUGUAAAAAUAGUGAGCGUGUUUGUUUUUCUAGCACCACACUUACGGUGCAUUUGCCAUGCACACUCCAGAGCAGCUCUUUUCUUCUUAUAGGGUGCCUGUCAACAAAAUAAGUACCCAGAGCUUUACUGUAAUCUCAUUUUAAAACUAUUAAAACAGAUCAAGUCCCCGCAGAUGUCAGGCAACCAGGCCAAUCCCCCACAGUACAAGGGAAAGGGUUAGCGAAUGGUCGCAGCUCGGGUUCGCCCUUGAGUUCAUGACAAAAUGGUGCCGUUUUACCCAACUGAUUAUGAACAGGAUUAUGUGGAUAUUAUAGAAUCUGAUGAUAAAUACUACAUUUUAUAUUGUAUAUUGGUUGUGUAAAGUGUAAAGAAGAUAUUUAUUAUAGGUAUAUAGGUUAUGAUUACAUUUAGAACACGUUUUUUUUAAUCGUAUGGCAGCUGUACAUUUCUCCUAAAAUUGACGUGUAAGAAUAAACGUGAAUUUACAAAUGCU
Molecule: messenger RNA, 7898 nt
Organism: Solea senegalensis (Senegalese sole)
Lineage: Eukaryota; Metazoa; Chordata; Actinopteri; Pleuronectiformes; Soleidae
Exons: 4
Coding region: 89-7156 (2355 amino acids)
Biological process (GO): retina development in camera-type eye; axoneme assembly; intracellular signal transduction
Cellular component (GO): axoneme
Source: RefSeq, a predicted model, not a curated record